AUGUCCAAAGCUGCACAGCGCACACCGGAAGACGAGCCAGUCGUCUUCAACGCUAUUCGCGAAGGCAUCAACAGAGAAGAAAUCUGUGAGGGCAUAUGGAUGAAUCUGUACACGACAACCGACGCCCAAGAGGACUCGGCCGUUGCCUCGGAGACCUUGGACCAAGUUUUGGCGGGACUUGAAACCAGCGGCAUCGUUCUCAUAUAUCUCUGCUGGCAUUUAUCUCAACCCCCAGAAAUCCAACGACACCUCAGAGAGGAGCUGCUUAAGCUCGAGCGUCCCUCACAAUGGGACUUGAUGGCAUCGGGGAGCCUCCAGAUGCCAGACAGCUAG
Drechmeria coniospora is the source of this 333-nucleotide messenger RNA. RefSeq lists its product as uncharacterized. Gene Ontology annotation, molecular function: heme binding; oxidoreductase activity, acting on paired donors, with incorporation or reduction of molecular oxygen; monooxygenase activity. The record is from RefSeq and is a predicted model, not a curated record. The transcript has a single exon. NCBI's taxonomy places the organism in Eukaryota, Fungi, Ascomycota, Sordariomycetes, Hypocreales, Ophiocordycipitaceae. The coding region runs from base 1 to 333 and encodes 110 amino acids.